This is a messenger RNA of Populus trichocarpa (black cottonwood), 2823 nucleotides long. RefSeq lists its product as uncharacterized. NCBI's taxonomy places the organism in Eukaryota, Viridiplantae, Streptophyta, Magnoliopsida, Malpighiales, Salicaceae. The record is from RefSeq and is a predicted model, not a curated record. The transcript has 6 exons. Bases 1065 to 2138 code for a protein of 357 amino acids.
UAUGAUUUUUGGGAGUUUGGGAGAAUCUAGCAUUUGUGUCCUUUUGAACUUCCACAUGCAGGUUUGGACAUCAAGACUGUAUAUUCUGUACGCAAUGAAUUCUCCAUUCGCUUGAAGGUUUUCUUUUUUUGGUAAUAUAUACACGCGCACACACUUAGUUGCCCAAAGAAUCCGCUUAACUUUGUUGUUUAGGACAAACGGAAGGCCAGUGGCUCUAACUAAGAUUUGUUAGUUGUGGGCAAUCAUGGAAAUUGCAAGCUCCAGUCCGUCUGUCCAAUUGGAAAGGAAGAUAUCCUGAAACGUUAGAAUGAGGGGAUAAAAAGAAGAUUAGGUGCGUGCUUUUUUGGCGUGAGUGGGAAGCAUAUUCUGUACGCACAAAUAAUUCUUGCAAAAUUAGUGUGUUUUAACACAGACGUGGUGGUGGGCAGGGCAGGGGAGGGUCGAGCCGUCGAGGUGGUGGUCAAUUUAAGAAAGGGUGGCGUUGGUCCCUGUGGUGGUGGUGCGUGAUCCAUUUAUGACUGUUUUCCAUUGCUCGGGAGGAAUUGAUGCUCUCUUUCUCUCUCUCUCUCUACGCACGAAAACGAAAACAAAAAGAAAAGGAAAGGGAAAGAAUUAAAAGGUUAGGUUUGGUUCUGAUCGGUUUGGUGGAUCAAGGAAGGAAGAGGAAGAAGCUUCUGUUUCUAAAACACGCAAGCAGGCAUUUUUUAAUAUUUUGUUUUAAGCAUGGCCCAGGCACUCCUCUAUUGUUACUCGCAACUAGUGGCUUCGCUAAACAAUCGUUUAACCAUUAAGCCUUUGAAUUUUCACUAUACAACUCUUUCUUCUCUUCUCCUCCCCCCCUAAAAAAAAUAAAAAUAAACAAGUAACAAGAACAAAAACCAACAACAUAGAAAGAUCAAGCUGAGAUUUUUUUUUACAAAAAAAAAUUCCUCAGUUUUGUUCUUGUUCUUGUUUUGUCAGUUUUCUUUCUCUCUUCCAACGAUAAAAACAAACAAAGUAGACGAGGUUGUCCGCCACAUCUCGGACCGGCGUCCAAAAUUGCUCAGAUUACCUUUCAACCCAAGAUGGCAGAGACAGCGGUGGAGUCGCGAAAAGACAGUGGAAAGUUGGAGCACAAUGUUAGGGAAGAUAGCGAAUAUGUUAGGCUUGUUAUAUCUGACGAACCAAGAGUUGGUGACUUCGACAUUUCACAAGUUCAAUCCAGAGCGAGGAUUAAAGCUUUCAUACGGUGGAUCAAAGCUUUAAUUUGGUGCCUUGUUAUUGCCACACUAGUUCUUGUUUUCUUGAAAUGGGGCGUUUCAUUUCUUUUUGACAAGGUUCUCUUGCCAAUGAUGGAAUGGGAAGCAACUGCCUUUGGCCGUCCGGUCCUCUCCCUUGUGCUUACUGCUUCUCUUGCCUUGUUCCCAGUGUUCCUAAUUCCUUCCGGUCCUUCUAUGUGGUUGGCUGGGAUGAUCUUUGGAUAUGGUAUUGGUUUCGUGAUAAUCAUGGUUGGAACCACUAUUGGGAUGGUCCUGCCCUAUUUGAUCGGGCUAGUUUUCCGUGAUCGCAUCCAUCAAUGGUUGAAGAGAUGGCCCCAGAAAGCUUCUAUGAUUAGACUUGCUGGGGAGGGAAGCUGGUUCCAUCAAUUUAAAGUGGUUGCCAUCUUUAGGGUUUCACCAUUUCCCUACACAAUUUUCAACUAUGCAAUAGUGGUAACAAGUAUGAGAUUUUGGCCCUACUUAUGGGGUUCAGUUUCCGGAAUGGUACCAGAAGCUUUUAUCUACAUAUACAGUGGUAGGUUAAUAAGGACAUUUGCUGAUGUGAAGUAUGGGAACUAUCACUUGACUACUGUGGAAAUAAUAUACAACAUCAUCUCCUUCAUCAUUGCAAUUGUUACUACUGUUGCCUUUACUAUUUAUGCGAAACGAGCUCUGAAGGAGCUUGAAAGGGCAGAGGCUACUGAAGAAGUUCCGCCCUCCCACCAAGAAAGUCAUGAGAUGGGAAAGCUUCCACUUGAAAGACCUAAGCGUGCAGAUGCAGGCGCUUGGGUUGCAGAAGAAAGCUUGCCCCGCACUGUGAGCCGAUUCUGUGGCUAUAUGCUCCGUGAUGGUCGUUUGGGCCCCUCGCGGUCCAUCCUGAGCUUCCCGACCAAAUGCUAACUGCACUUCCUCAACAAACAUGCCUGUCCAUCUUGAACCUGGUGCCCAUCUCCACUCACUCAGAUACCAUCAGCAAAAGGGAAGAAGAUGAGUUUCUGAAACAUUUCAAUCAUUAAAGAGCUCAACGUGAAACUUGGUGUGUACGUUCACCAACCUGGGAUACUACAGCAUACAAAGGCAAGGUGGGGUAACUGCAUAGAACUUGAAAAAUCAAACUGCAUCCACCAAAUAAAGCAAUGAGAAUGUUCGUUUUCUUGGAUAAUUAGGGAAGAAACAGAAAAAAUAAAAUCAUAGAAAAUUCUCAAAUAUGUAGUAAUCUCCCUUUUGGAAUUACUACAUAAUAAGCCUGGCACAGUGUAGCCCGCUCUUUCCAUGAUGUAAUGAUCUAGACGCAACUUUACGACUCCUAUUGCGACCUCAGACUUCAUGAGAAAUUUGUUUUCAGAAAAUAACAUCUAAAAAACAUUAUUCUUUGGGACACAUUUUAGAUAAUCUAAAAAUAGUAACAUGCUUGAUUUACAAAAGAGCAUAUUUUAGUGUUGUACUGCAACACCCUCAAUUAUGUCUCACAAGCAGUGAUACAGUUGUUUCAAAGUAAUCCACUGCAAUCCUGCGCACUGUAUCUAUAUUUUCUGGAAAUAUUUAUAAGUGCAAACUUGUUGUACAGGAGAGAUUGGGGAGAAAA